Messenger RNA from Lactuca virosa, 1362 nucleotides. The record is from the annotation of a GenBank genome assembly. NCBI's taxonomy places the organism in Eukaryota, Viridiplantae, Streptophyta, Magnoliopsida, Asterales, Asteraceae.
AUGAGUUGUUUAAGGGAAUUGGAAGGUAAAAUGGCUCAUGAUCAUCACUUUAUUAACCAAGGCCUUGGUCUGAGACGCCAUGUAUGGGUACCUGGUCCGGUCAUCGUCGGGGCUGGACCAUCUGGGCUUGCGGCGGCUGCCUGUUUGAAGGAUAAAGGGGUGCCCAGCAUCGUGUUGGAGAGAUCGAAUUGUAUAGCUUCGCUUUGGCAAUUCAGAACGUAUGAUCGCCUCCGGUUACAUCUUCCCAAGAAGUUCUGUGAACUUCCGUUAAUGCCCUUCCCUGAGGAUUUUCCGAUGUACCCAUCCAAACAACAGUUUGUGGAGUAUUUGGAGGCCUAUGCCAAACGAUUUGGGAUCAAGCCGGUUUUCGAGCAGGAGGUGGAGAGUGCAGGGUAUGAUGAGAGUGUAGGGUUGUGGAGAGUGAAGAGUGUAGGGUUGAAAGGAGAAGAGAUGGAGUAUGUUUGCCGGUGGUUGGUGGUGGCCACCGGGGAGAAUGCGGAGGCGGUGGUGCCGGACAUCAAAGGGAUUGAGAAUUUUCGUGGAGAGGUACGACACACGGCGGAGUAUAGAAGUGGGAGUGAUUUUAGAGGGAAGAAAGUGUUGGUUGUUGGUUGUGGGAAUUCGGGAAUGGAAGUGUCUUUGGAUCUUUGCAAUCAUGAUGCUCAUCCUUCUCUUGUUGUUAGAAAUGCUACUAAAACAUACGUUAUGGGAGAGGCCACAUACACCUUACUAUUAGGAAGCCUUCAACUCAGUCAUUAUAUAACCCAUGUACAUGUCCUACCACGAGAGAUGCUGGGAAGAUCGACUUUUGGGCUGUCCAUGUGGUUGCUCAAGUGGUUACCCAUAAGACUCGUUGAUCGGUUUCUUUUGAUCAUGUCAUGGAUGAUUUUUGGAAGCACCGGUAGUUUUGGACUUGAUCGGCCCCAAGUAGGACCCCUUGAGCUCAAAAGCAAGACCGGAAAAACACCGGUUUUGGAUGUAGGAACCCUAGCCAAGAUCAAAAGUGGACACAUUAAGGUGCAUCCGAGCAUUCAAAGUGUGAGGCAUCAUAGUGUACAAUUUGUGAAUGGAAGAAUAGAAAAUUUUGAUGCUAUCAUUUUAGCAACAGGGUACAAAAGCAAUACGCCCUCUUGGUUAAAGGAGAAGGACAUGUUCUCAGAAAAAGAUGGAAUGCCUCGGAAACCCUUUCCACAUGGCUGGAAAGGUGAAUGUGGGCUAUAUGCAGUAGGGUUCACUAGACGUGGUUUGUUUGGUUCAUCUGCGGAUGCAAAACGAGUAUCUGAAGACAUAGAAAAUUUUUGGAAAGCCGAAGCCAAACAUCUCGCCAUGACCAUCAGACGAUCAUUCACAUUUCAACCCUAG